This is a messenger RNA of Morchella sextelata, 2583 nucleotides long. RefSeq lists its product as uncharacterized. The coding region runs from base 1 to 2583 and encodes 860 amino acids. Gene Ontology annotation, cellular component: cytoplasm; cytosol; nucleus. Gene Ontology annotation, molecular function: protein tyrosine/threonine phosphatase activity; MAP kinase tyrosine/serine/threonine phosphatase activity. Gene Ontology annotation, biological process: protein dephosphorylation; negative regulation of MAPK cascade. The record is from RefSeq and is a predicted model, not a curated record. The transcript has a single exon. Lineage: Eukaryota; Fungi; Ascomycota; Pezizomycetes; Pezizales; Morchellaceae.
AUGAGCGACGGCCUACUCCUCCUGUCCUCCCCGGCCUCUUCCCACUUCCCUCAUACUCAUCCACACGAGGCGGACCCUUUCCACAUGACCUCAACGAAGACUGACCCACCAGCCUCAUUAAAGCGGACCUAUACCCUUGUGUCGCGAUCAAACCCUCCAUCACCUUCAGACCCCCAGGACAACUACAACCCCAACCCAUUCAAGGUUCAGGCUCUUAGUCCUUCGAGGCUUUCACCGCGGCAUAUGUCACUGUCGCUGAAGCGUCGUUAUCCCUUCUGCAAAUCACCUACCGCGCCGACGAUAAUCACGAGCACGGGCACGGGCACAUCAAGUUCGCCGACAGUACCGUCGUUUGUGUCGAUAUUCGAUAUAGACGUAGAUAUGUCUGGUUGCUCACCUACAUCUCUCCACUCACAACACACAAUAGUCCAGAAGGGACCCAACAGCUGUUUACUCGAAGAUUCAAUCGGUCCUUUACAGCGCUGCCAGUCAGGAAGCCUAUCUACAUCAGCUUCAUCAUCAACUAAUUCGUCACCUACUACAACUAUCUCAACACUUGGAUCAGCAAUCACGGAGGACCACACACCAGAGUCCUCCCCGGAUUCGCUGGUCUCUGCGAUGCCAUUGUCUGCCCUCAGGUCAAAGAGCGAAGAUCUGGGAGUAGUGCCUCAAAGUCCAUUGCCAGGCUAUACUCGCUCUCUAUCACCUAGCAAGAAGCCGCGGAAUACCAAGAACUUGUCAUUAAAACCACUCAGUGUUGCUACAUCACCAGUACAGGCUGUUGGUGAUUCAAACAACAUAGUUAACCAGAGCCCGCGAUCAAUGUCGGCCCCAACUUCUCCAGCGUUCAUCAAGCCUCCCCCACCACCACAGAAUCCUCGCAGGCGACCGAGCAAUCUUGGACUGACAAUAAAGCUGCCCGGUGCUUUGCCUGAGAAGACGGCAGUUCAAGGUCCGCCUGCAGGGGGUAUCACAGCCUUGCGACACCACCAGUCGUCGCCGUCCUUGUUUUCCCCUGCGCACGGUGGUGUUCCCGGGGGCAUGAAAUUGCCACCAACACCCGGCUUCCAGAGGCCGUCAAGGCUGUUCUCACCCCCACGUCCAAGUUUGUCGACUUUUACAGCACAGGAUUCGCUUUCGUCCUCAUUAUCGUCUUCAUCAAUAUCGAACUCGCCUCCAAAGAGCCCGGAUGUUUUGCACGAGAUGGAGGAGGAGGACGAGGAGCCUCGGUCGGGCGAAGCGAAGUCACCUGCCUACCCUAGUGGACCGGUGUGCAUAUUCGAGCCCAACAUUUAUCUAUAUGCGGAACCGGACGCUGAGCUGGCGUCAAAAUUCGAUCUAAUUGUGAACGUUGCCAGGGAAGUUCUUAACCCAUUUUCGGAGGGCGUCAGGGGCCCGGUAAGCGCCCGGUUUGGUGGGUUCGAGUCAGGAACUAUGCCGCCUGACACAGCCUGCACCGAAGCGAGUUUCACAACCGCAUUCGAGGAAGCGCUGUUUUCACCAAUGGUGAAAACGACCGGAAGGCUGAGACCUAACGAACCGGAAUACGUGCACAUGCCAUGGGACCACAACACGCCCAUCCUGGACGAUCUGCCGCAUUUGGUCAACCUGAUCGACGACAGGGCGAGCUCUGGAAAGAAGGUAUUGGUGCAUUGCCAGUGCGGUGUCAGCAGAUCUGCGACACUGCUUAUCGCCUAUUCAAUGUUCAAGAACCCUGGAAAGAGUAUGCAGGAGGCGUAUGCAGCGGUCAAGGGAAAGAGCAGAUGGAUCGGACCUAACAUGGGCUUGAUCUAUCAGUUGACUGACUGGAAGAAAAAGAUCGACAACGAUGGAACACGCCCGGGAAAUGGAGGAUGGAGGAUGGGGAGCCAGUCCAGCGGAGGAGUUAGAGGACUGGUGUUGAAGAGCGGGAACAGGAAUGGGUUUGGAAGGGCUGGGACAAUGGACGAAGAGCGAGAGAGCGAAUCGAUGCCAGAGCCGCAGACCGCCCCAUUACCAGAAAUGCGAAAAACGCCGUCACCGCCGCCUCCCAGCAAAACCAGAGAUCACCCAAUCCCAGCGAUGGUUCGAACUCGGUCGGAAAAUGGGGGGUUUAUUUCGGGUGUUUCGCCGGGUCCUUCUUCGGCGCCGCCAGGGAUGAUUUCCAUCCCGGGGACGGAGUCAGGACCCUCGAAUAUGCGACAGUCGUGGCCUGAUUCGGACUCAAUAGACUGUGUCCGGGGCCGAUCAGAAUCACCUCGCGCAGAUUCACCGCCACCAUCAUGGGCGGAAGCAGCAAGGGAAUUGGAAAAAGAGGAGGUGGGUGUGAGCGCAACUGGAUUUGUGCCACAACCAAUGCCGCCAUCAGCAGCCUACCUUGUGCAGCGCGCUGAGAAGGAGAUUUUUGGACGAACGACGGCCGUAGGUAACGAGGACGAUGACCCGCCGCCUACGCCAGGCGGGACCUUCAUGAGCCCGAGAAACAGCGCAUAUUUCGGCGCGCCGAUACGGCGGUCCGGUGGAUUCUUCUUUGCAGACCCAAGGAGCCCUACACAGAGGGGUGGAGAGCCGCCAAUAGUCCGGAGCAUAUUUGAUGUCCUGUAG